UAAAAAAAAAAAAAAAAAAAAAGUAGAAAAACGAUAUCGUAGAAGGAGAACUGCAGCAAAAGAUUGGAUCUUUCUGUCGUUCUUUAAAUUAAAGAAAAGAGAAGUCGGGGAUGUCAGGAAAAGGAGCAAAGGGAUUGAUAACGGGCAAAACCCCAUCGCAGAGCAAAGAUAAAGAUAAGAAGAAACCUAUAUCUCGUUCCUCUCGCGCUGGUCUUCAGUUUCCUGUUGGGCGGAUCCAUCGGCUUUUGAAAUCGAGGGUAACUGCCCAUGGAAGAGUCGGUGCAACUGCAGCCGUGUAUUCUGCUGCUAUCCUGGAGUACCUCACAGCAGAAGUGUUGGAGCUGGCUGGUAAUGCAAGUAAGGAUCUGAAGGUGAAGCGUAUAACACCCAGGCAUUUGCAGCUAGCAAUCCGUGGGGAUGAAGAACUUGACACCCUUAUCAAGGGAACCAUAGCUGGAGGUGGUGUGAUCCCUCACAUCCACAAGUCACUAAUCAACAAAUCGUCCAAGGAGUGAUAAGUUAUUACCAGUUCUUACUUGGUCGUGGAUGGAUUAUUGUACAUGGCUAAUACAUUGUUGGUGGAUUUGGCCCCUCACUUUAGGUUGAUGGCUAAUGAAACCGAAGAAUUUGUGGUCUAAUUGGUAAAUUUUAAAAUUUUUCUCUCAUGUGGCAAUAGUUCUGUGCAGAAUGAAUAUAAAGUUGCUAGGAUUCAUGCGAA
Messenger RNA from Jatropha curcas, 718 nucleotides. Its product is annotated as putative histone H2A variant 3. The record is from RefSeq and is a predicted model, not a curated record. Gene Ontology annotation, cellular component: nucleosome. Gene Ontology annotation, molecular function: structural constituent of chromatin; protein heterodimerization activity; DNA binding. Lineage: Eukaryota; Viridiplantae; Streptophyta; Magnoliopsida; Malpighiales; Euphorbiaceae.